GUUGAAUUUUUGUUCAUCUCUGAUAUAUAUAUCUUGAUACCCAUGACGUUAGUGUUGAGUGUUACAUGACUUCGUGACGUUCAGUCCUUCAGUUAAGAUGCUAUCUAUCUGACAUCGGCGUGGGAGGACAACUGGCAAUGGAAGAUAAUGUCACAAAGCAGGCGGACGAAAUUGAGGCGCUGGCAUCAAUAUAUGGAGAUGACUGGAAAGUGGAAGACGAAGUGAAUCGAUCGUACAGCAUCAGCUUAAAGGAAUGUGGUCAAGAGAUCACAUUAUAUUUCAUAUUGCCACCCGAAUACCCAUCUACAGCACCUCCGAAGUAUCAGCUGUCAGCACCGGGACUAAAACCCGAAGAAAAAAAUUUGAUUAUUUCCGCCCUUGAUGAACUAAGUAUAUUACAGUGUGGACAAACAGUGAUAUAUGAAUGGGUUGAAAAAGUAAGGGAGUUGGUUCAAGAUUUUUUGCCAUUAGAUAAGGGUACUGAAGAUUUUGGCAUUGACAGUGCUGCAUUCACAUCAGUCACCUGUGAACAGCAGGAAUAUGAAUUUGAACUACCACAAAUAAUACAUGGAGAGACAAUCACUGAUCGAAAAAGUGUCUUUCAAGGCCAUGCUGCACCAGUGUUCUAUGCAGAACAAGUCAAGGCAGUUUUACAGAAGCUAUAUGAAAAUAAGAAAAUAGCUAAUGCAACUCACAACAUGUAUGCCUAUCGAAUUUUCAAAGAUGAUACAAAAUCAUUUCUGCAGGAUUGCGAGGAUGAUGGUGAAACACAUGCUGGAGGAAGGCUGCUUCAUCUAUUGCAGAUUCUAGAUAUGAAAAAUGUGCUGGUGGUAGUAACUCGUUGGUAUGGUGGCGUACUUCUGGGACCAGACAGAUUUCGACAUAUUAACAAUGCUGCUCGACAAGUACUGGAGCAAGGUGGAUUUGUACAAAAAAGUGAUACAAACCAACACAGAAAAAAGAAGAAAUGACGUUCUGCUGUUUCAGGAAUAACAGGAAUAAUUUGGUACUUAUGAAUGUAAAUAAACAAUUUUGUUGAACAUUAA
Molecule: messenger RNA, 1046 nt
Organism: Schistocerca piceifrons (Central American locust)
Lineage: Eukaryota; Metazoa; Arthropoda; Insecta; Orthoptera; Acrididae
Product: protein IMPACT-like
Exons: 5
Coding region: 138-971 (277 amino acids)
Biological process (GO): regulation of translational initiation
Cellular component (GO): cytoplasm
Molecular function (GO): protein binding
Source: RefSeq, a predicted model, not a curated record